AUGUCGGGUGCUGCCGCCUCCAGCCCCUCCUCUGCCGGGUUUCUCCCGGCCUCGCUCGCCGCCCUACUCUCGCUCCCGCUUGACUCGGCCACCAUGCGGCCGCCGCAGCUCGGGACCAGGAGCGUUGGCUCGUUUUUCUCCAACAACUCUCCGGCUCCUUCAUCGCCGGGGCUUGCGCUGACGGUUCAUACGUCGAGCGCCUCUUCACCCGCCCCGUCGUCCGGCGUCAUCGCGCCUCUGGCCUUCGCGCCUGAGGCCACCUCGUCGGCUGUCACGGCGGGCCUCAUGCCAUCCGCGCCUCAGGCGGGAUUCACUCUGGCAGCGCCCGUUGCCUCCCUCUACGGGGCAUACUCGCCGCCGCCGCCCGCGGGUUCCAAUCCCGUGGUCCCGCCCGCGCCGCCCGCCCCUGCCCCCAUGGCGUACGCGCCUCCGGCAGGUGCCUCCACGGGAUCGUUGCCUCCACCGUUUCACUUCGGCAACCUCAUCACCGUCAAGCUCUCGUCCGACAAUUACAUCUUCUGGCGUGCGCAGGUUCUUCCGCUCCUUGGGAGCCACUACUUGCUUGGCUACGUCGACGGCACUUUUCCUUGCCCUCCCGCGCUGGUGGACAGUGUGAACGGCCCGGUUUACAACCCGGCACACCGUGUCUGGACGGGGCAGGACCAGGCGAACCUCUCCUCCAUCCAGCGUUCGCUCACUCCGGCUGUUGCCGGGCUCAUCGUCUUCGCGAAGACUUCCCAUAAGGCUUGGACCAUCCUUGAGCGCUCUUUUGCGUCACAGUCACAAGCCCGGGUCAGUGCCCUCCGUCGCGAGCUUGGCGCCUGUGAGAAGCUUGAUUCCACGGCAACGGAGUUCUACAACAAGGUCAAGGCUCUUGCUGACACAUUGGCAUCCAUUGGACAGCCGCUUACCGAUUCUGAGUUCAACUCCUUCAUCGUCAACGACCUCGACGAAGAGUAUGAUGGCUUAGUUGAGAUCAUUAAUGAGCGCGGCAACACGACCCCCAUGAUGGCGCAUGAGGUCUACUCUCGGCUUCUUCUUACUGAGCAGCGCGUUGAGGCGCGCCGUGCCAACCGCAGUCACGGCUCCUCCUCCGCCAACGCGGUCACCGAGGUGGUCGCCCCUCCGGCGGCGCUCAGUCCUCCGCCUCGGGCAAGGGGCCCGCGCCGCUCCCUCCGGCCUCGUCCACACCCACUCUGA
Aegilops tauschii subsp. strangulata is the source of this 1200-nucleotide messenger RNA. The record is from RefSeq and is a predicted model, not a curated record. NCBI's taxonomy places the organism in Eukaryota, Viridiplantae, Streptophyta, Magnoliopsida, Poales, Poaceae.